CCACCACUGUAAUCAUCAAACGACCCGCGCCAGAACGAUCCCCAGAUUGCAGGUUGCAGAGCCUGGUUUGCAGCUCCGAAAUGGUCAUAUUCCCACAGUGGGAACAUGACUCAUCCACGAAAGGCCACCUCAGCGUGCUCGACACCCAGACACGUUUGGCAGCGAUUAUGACCAUCACCCGUUGGCAGGUAACAACAGCACCCAGAAACACACGGGUGAAAUGGCAUCCUUAUAAGGCCGAUCCGUCGUCUUUACAAAGAUGCACCCGUGAAGCUCUUUUAAAUUUUCUCUUUAAGGAAUGCUCUUUUAGUGCUGAGGCGCACAGGGGAAUUGGUUGCUUGCAACACGACAGGGGGUAUUUUACAUUUUACAAUUAUAAAUAUUACAUUUUAAAAUGCUAAAGGUUUAUUUGGUUCUUUUUUUCUGCCGUAGUAGCUGUAACAACACCUACAACAGUUCUUCAAAUGUCAUUGAGAAUAAAAGAAGAUUUUGAUACCAGUCUCAGCAACAACAAAGAUGAGAAGUUCAUUCGCUAUGCCAGUAAAAUUGAAUCAGCAAUUGAAGAAAGUUACAGAAAAUUGGCAGUCUAUAUAACGGUUUCAGUAAAAGUCACUCGUUUUAGGCCUGGUAGCAUUAUAGCAGACUAUGAAUUUAACUCAACAACCAGCAGCCCCAACAGCCCUGAAUUUGCAGCAGCAAACAAACAAGUUGGAAACAUUCUCAUAACAGAAGGAUUCCCUGUAGAUCUGGAUGGUUUUGCUCAAAGUGAACAAAAGAACCUGUCCACUGCAGAAAAAUGGUAUCCUCAGCAAAAUAUGGAGCUAAAAUGCACACGCCCAGAUUAUGUUGAUGGUACAAUGAGAUGGACAGUAAAUGACCAAGAUCUUCCAUUAAGCACCAAUAAAUACAUAAUUUCAUCUGACAAUAGUACUCUCACUGUGAAGAGUGUCAGUAUGCUUGACAGAGGUCGAUACGCAUGUAUCAUAAACAGGACAAUACCUUACAUUCAGUGGCAAGAUGUAGUUAUUGAACCACUUCCAGAUAUCAUAGUGGGUCAAAAUAAAAGAAAGUUCCAAUGUGUAAACAAGAGUGUUUUACUUGAAUGCUGUGAAGAAAAAAACAGUGUGGAGUGGACCCCAAUAUCUUCUGGGGAUGUUGUGGUACCUACAGAGGAUGGAUGCAUCACAUUAAAUCAUAUAAUCAAACAAGGAGAAUGUGGGAGUGACACCUUUGUUUGUCGACUCAAGAACCAGGCACUUCAAAGUUUCAGCUAUGGUAGUUCAAAUGUUACAGUUAUCAAAGUAAACGAAGAGUUCAGCUGUAAAAAUGAAAAACUUGGAGAUGGAAAGGAAGGUGAAACUUUGAUAGGUCCCUGCGAAAGAGACAAGCAAGGCACCAUAAAAUAUAAAUGUAUAACAGGUGAAUGGAAGCCUGAGGAGACCAACUGUAUUCUUAAAGUUAUCAUCAACCUUGCAAAUAAAGUUCAGGUUUUGUUGGUGGAGGACAUACCAGAGUUUGUCACUGAGCUUAGUAAUGUAACAGAGAAGAAUGAGAAUGAAAUAACACAGUCUCCUGUCACUGUCCUAACAAUCGUUGAAAUUCUUUUAAAAGUAGCUAAUAUUUCACAAAACAUUCUCAUUAAUCAGCGUGUGAUGGAGGGUUUUCUUAACACAGUGAAUAUCCUUGUUUCGGAACUGGCCUUUAAUUCAUGGGAAAAACUGAACAAUGACAGCAGGACUGAUAACACCAGCACUGCACUUCUAAGGGCUAUUGAGAACAUAGCAGCCCGUCUCACAAAUGUCAGUUUUUUGAUUAAUAAAACAUCUAUUGAGUUGAACAGAACUGUAACAACCAGCACCUCAUAUAGUGGAAUAUCAAACCUGCCAAACUCAACUACCGAGAUUGAGAUUCCACAGAUUCCUUUAUCCACCCCUAUAACCAUCAUAGUCUUCACAACUCUUGAUGAAAUCCUACCUUCCCGUAAUACUACUACCAGUAGAAGUAAUAACACUAGCAAAUCAGAUGUCCGCAUCAAUGGAGAUGUGGUUGUAGUUAAGAUUGACAUCAUAACAAUUAACAACAUAUCUUUUGCGUUUGACAUUAAUGAUCCGUCUUUGGGAAAUCCUCAGUGUGUCUUUUGGAACUUCAAUCUUGACGCAUGGGAUUCCACUGGAUGUGAAGUAAAGCCCUAUAUAAGUAAAGGGAAUGAAACUGGCAAGAUUAAAUGUGAAUGCAACCACACAACCUCUUUUUCAAUCUUAAUGUCACCAUUUUCCAUUAAGAACAUACCCUUAGCCUAUAUAACUUACAUUGGUGUAGCUAUUUCGAUGGCCAGCUUGAUUUUGUGCCUCAUUAUCGAGAUUAUCGUGUGGAAGUCAAUGACAAGAAAUGACACAUCCUACAUGCGGCAUGUCUCCAUAGUCAACAUUGCCGUGUCCCUUCUGAUUGCAAACAUCUGUUUUAUCAUUGGAGCUGCGAUCGCAGAACAGCCAACCUCAGUGGGUCGCUGCAGUCCAGUGGUUUUCUUCAUGCACUUUUUUUACUUGGCUCUUUUCUUCUGGAUGUUAAUGUCAGCGCUGUUGCUCUUUUAUCGUACAGUUAUGGUCUUGUCUCAAAUGUCAAGGGCCAAAAUGAUGGUCAUUGCCUUCAUAGCCGGUUAUGGUGCACCUUUGCUCAUAGCGGUUAUUACUGUAGCAUCAACAGCUGGACCUCAAAAUUAUAUUUCCAAACAAAAUGCAUGCUGGCUGAACUGGUACGAAUCAAAGGCCCUGCUGGCAUUUGUGAUUCCAGCUCUCACUAUUGUAGCCAUAAACCUUGUGGUUUUGAUUGUGGUUCUGUACAAGAUGUUGAGCAGAGGAGUUGGUGGCACAACUCAACCAGAUGAGAAACAUGCCCUGGUGGUCAUUGCCAGGUGUGUGGCCUUUUUGACUCCUAUCUUUGGUCUAACAUGGGGAUUUGGCAUUGGAACCAUGGUGUCACAAGAUUUAGGCAUUCAUGUGGUGUUUGCACUCCUCAAUUCACUGCAGGUACUACUUUCUUUACUUACAACAAAUUAUUAUAUUCUAUAAUUCUAACAAUCCAUUAUGAAACCUCACAA
Carassius gibelio (silver crucian carp) is the source of this 3097-nucleotide messenger RNA. RefSeq names its product adhesion G-protein coupled receptor F2-like. The record is from RefSeq and is a predicted model, not a curated record. Gene Ontology annotation, cellular component: membrane. Gene Ontology annotation, biological process: cell surface receptor signaling pathway; G protein-coupled receptor signaling pathway. Lineage: Eukaryota; Metazoa; Chordata; Actinopteri; Cypriniformes; Cyprinidae. Gene Ontology annotation, molecular function: G protein-coupled receptor activity. Bases 465 to 3068 code for a protein of 867 amino acids. The transcript is spliced from 10 exons.